GAGCAUCUUCUGACAGGCGUCCGUGCCUAAAUAGUCAAAAUAAAGUUCACAUAUUGCGCUUUCAUGUCAGUAUUACCACGUUAAUUGGCGCGUCACUUAUGCAAGGCGCAAUACUAGUACGUAAUUUCAAUAUUUGAAAGAGAAUACAUCUUUGAAAGAAGCAAAAAGACAAAACGAAAAAAAACCGCAGAAAAACGCGCUGGAUUUGUUGUCCUCCCCAGGCUUUUCCUACGAAGGCCGUGAGUUUUUCAAGAUGGCGGAAGUCAGGAGUGAUGGAAAUGAAUCCGAAAAAGCAACCCAAAAUAUCGAGUUAGUUGAUAAAGAACAGGCCCAGAAACCAACAGAUGAAAAGACUAAUACAAGCACUACACCUAAAGAAACAAAAACUAAAAGUACAUUGCUUAAACUACGACAUUUAGUGUGUUUUAAAAUAUUUUAAAAUGACAUAGUAUUGAGUUGAUAUUCUUGAUGUGUUUUAGUUGAUGUUUUAUUAAAAGCUGCGGGUGAUGCACCUAUUAUGAAGAAGAAAAAGUGGGCGGUGGAUGCAAACAAAACUGUGGCAUAUUUAGUAGAAUUUAUCAGAAAGUAUAUCAAGUGUGCUGCGUCGGAUUCUCUGGUAUGUAGAAAUGCAACAUAUAUUUACAAGAAAAGUGAAUUUCCUUAAUUUUUUUCUUGACUGACAUCUUGGUAUUAUUUUAGUUUCUAUAUGUCAAUCAAUGUUUUGUUCCCUAUCCUGAUCAACCCAUCCAGAAUCUUUAUGAGGUCAGUAAAUACUGAGAGCCUGGGCCUGUUAAUAAUCAUAAAUUAAAAUAUUAACCCAUUGAGCUGAAAUGCGCCCUACUUUAUUAUUUUACCCUGUCUGGAGCCCAUUUUCCACUAGGCAAAUUUGUUUGCGCAAACAGUAAAAAAGUAGGAACUGAUCCAUUUUUUUUCUCUGACUAAUCACAUGCAUUGCAAAGAUUUGCUUUUCGCUUUGCACGAAUAAAUUCGCCUAGUGAAAAUGGACUUAAUGCCAGAUGAUUUUAAGGGAGAUAUCUUGCACCUUAACCUUAAUGGGGGUUAAUUAAACAACAACAUGUCAUAACACCAACACCACCACCACAUAUUUUUUACUCAUAAUAUUGGCUGAUCUGCCGAGGUACAAAGCAGUUUUAUUCAGUAUUCACAAAGGUUAACUAACAAUGAUAAAAUCAAAUUCUUUUGUAGUGUUUUGGUGCUGAUGGCAAGCUAGUUCUGUAUUACUGCAAGACACAAGCAUGGGGCUAAAUACUGACAUCAAAAACUUUCUUUGAACUUCAUAUUAUGAAAUAUAAAUUGUAAAUUCCAACUAGAUAGAAUCUUAAAUGUAAAUGUCGACCAUGUGAAAUGAUAACCUAACCUUUGUGUGCACCUAACUCAAUGCAUAGAUCUGGAAUCCUGCAAAUCAUGGGGUGUUACGCACCAUUACAGAAGGCUUGGUAGUGCAAGCACGAUUUUCCAAUUAGCAAAUUGUACAUUUUAAAAAUCACAUACAGGAUUACAGGGUGCGAUAAUUCAACACUUUUAGUCAUACCUGGCUGGUAUACCAAUGAUUAUUGCCGCGCACUUGCGCUAAUACAAACCUAAUAUUCAAUGUGUACUUAGUCUUUCAAAUAAAAUACAUAAAGUACAGGUUUCUGAAAAGUAUGUUCAAAAUACGAGUUAGAAAAAGGAGCACAAUUGUAUAUACAAACAAUCGACUCCAACGUUUCUUAGUGCCAUCAGUCCAAUCAUGUUUCAUGCCAAGAUAUGUCAGACUCACACAUAUACGGACUAAAUUAUGGAAUUGAAUAUAGCAGAUAGCAAGAGUUCCGCGUACCUACUUGCUUGAAAACAAAGAAGUACCAGACCGUAAUAUUGGCCUACCUCCGGUAAUCCGGUAUGUAAGUACGCGAUUUAUCGCACCGUGGCAUACUCACGCGACCAGAGUCAAAUGACCCGAUUUGCGCGGGAUUCCUGAUCAAUGCACAGUACUUGAGAUUAGGGCAUUAAUUUACACUACAGUAGGUUCAGCCUUUGUUUGUGUGACCUUUGAAUAAGGCCUAAAUCCGAGUCUUUACUCAUUGACACUCUGGUAAUUUUAACCUUUUGUAUGUUUUGGAGUAUAGGGCCCUAAAUUAGAGCCUGCUACUUAUAGGCUAUAUUUAAAGAGAACUUAUGGACAUUUAUGGAUCAUCGUUUAUUACCGUUCAUAUAACGCUAGAGUGCUGUUUUGCAUUGCGGUUUGCUUAUAUAAAUUAUAUUUAACAAAUAUAAAACAUUUUCUGUGUUGAUAUACAGUUAUAUCAACACGAGUGGAAAUUGGGAAAACGAUUUCGAACACAAUUGGGAACACAAUUUCGAGUUUUUCCAAUUUCCACGAAUGUUGAUAACUAUAUAUCAAUACGGAAAAAAUGUUUUAUAUUUGUUUUAUAAUAUAGCACAAAGAAAUAAAAGGAAGAAAUUUUCCAAUAUGAGUUAUAUCAACACGGCUCUUACCCAAUCAGCGUUCAGAAUUUACAAAUGCUAUAUUGAUUAUUUAUGAGUUUAAGAAAGUAACUAACUCUUCCUCCGUAUAGUUAUAUACUACUAUACGAACUUAUUGAACCAUUCCAGAUUAUAAGUAGGAGUAAAUUUUAAUUCAAUUCAUAGCGAGCAAUUCACCUAAUAAACACUAUAAUUAAACUACAGUGCAUAAACAUAAUCUACGCUCCGUUAAACCUACGUUUAGUUCAUUAAAAAAUAUAUAUUAGUUUGGAACACAGCAUAUAUAUAUAUUAAUGCUGAACAUAAAAUAUACAUUAGUUUCAUUAUAUAUUAGUUUUAAAGUUACAGUAUUUAAUAUAUACAAUCACAUGGCAUAGUUCAAGAAUUUUUUAAAAAGGAUAUUUCCAGCGAAGAAUAGCACCGUCUGCACUGACACUGAUAAUCCAUUGCCUGUUUGGACAAAUCUUUAGUCGCGUGAUGUCACCACUGUGGCCUUCACCAACGUGAGUGAUAGCUCCCUCUUCAUAUUUCCAAACCU
Paramuricea clavata is the source of this 3022-nucleotide messenger RNA. Lineage: Eukaryota; Metazoa; Cnidaria; Anthozoa; Malacalcyonacea; Plexauridae. The record is from the annotation of a GenBank genome assembly.